Messenger RNA from Malania oleifera, 1175 nucleotides. RefSeq lists its product as uncharacterized. The transcript has 5 exons. Bases 1 to 984 code for a protein of 327 amino acids. Lineage: Eukaryota; Viridiplantae; Streptophyta; Magnoliopsida; Santalales; Ximeniaceae. The record is from RefSeq and is a predicted model, not a curated record.
AUGGGGAGGUCAAUCGAUUUAAGGCCGGGUCAGGGCCGCAGCCGCGUGUCAGCAGCCGAGCAGUGGGUCAAAUGUGACCCAGAUCGACCACGUGGCUUCAUCAUGGCCGUUGACACGAGGGGGCGAUCUAACGACUCUCAGAAAGCCGUGCAAGGCUGUGCGGAUGUGGAGGUAGAAGUUUUUGGGUCAUUCAAGACAGGGAUUUAUCUUCCAAGUAGUGAUAUUGAUAUAGAAGUUUUUGGGUUAUUCAACACAAGGAUUUAUCUUCCAAGUAGUGAUAUUGAUGUAAGCAUAUUGCCUCCUGUUUGCUCAUUCUCGCACAUCUCUCUGCAAGAGAGCCGGAAAAAUAGAAAAAAAAGCCCGCAGGCCCCCUUGCGGGAACCUCCUUCUCCUGCAGCCAAACUCCCUGCAAAGACCCAUUCUCCCUUACCUCCUUCUCUCCUUCGCACCCAGCCAUCACCAUCCCCCAUAGCCACAGCUCUACCUUCGCUUCAUCACCGCCGUUGUAUCCAACUCCACGCCGCAAAGCAGCCCCGACCAUCCAUCACGGCUAUUCCUCUCGACGCCCACUGCUUCUGGCCAUCAUCUCUCCAUCCUCACUCUGCAACUCCGGCCAGUCCCAUCAACUCCGGUGAUCGCAGCAGCAACAGACCCUACGGCCAGCCCAGCUUCUCCUCAUCUCCACGCUCGUGCCCAUCCUGGAGCAAACGACUUUUCAUCAACAUCAGCUCCGGCAUGCUCGACGUUCCUCCAAUAGCAGCGGUCAUCAGCCUCUGCAACACCCACACCAAGCAGGAACCAGCCACGGCUAUCUCCAAGCCGCUGACGUCCAGCAGCAACAGCAGCCCAGAACAACCACUGCCGAGACCUCCGCCGCUGCUGCUGUUUUCCCCGAGCACCAGGAUUCUCCGGCCAACCACCAUUCUAUCCUCUCGCUGGCACCAUGGCCCAGCUCCGUCAACAUGUGGUGAUCUAGGUAGGUGAGUAGAUCAGACUCGUAGAUAGAGGGGCUUCAGUACUGCCCUAUCAGUAGAGUGAGUAUUUUAGGGAGUAUUUAUGUAUAGCCCUAGCCUAGUUGAGGGUAUUUUGGGAAACAGUCAUAUAUGUAGAUUUUGGGGAACAUUUUAGCACUCUGGUAUUGUAUAUUUUCUUGAUUGUGUUUAUAUAAAUUCCGC